GGAUGUGAUGAAACGGUACCCUGACUGGACACACAUUGAAAGAGGAUCAGAAGAGGGAAGCUUGGAGGGGGCAAAGGUAAAGCCAGAAACUCAAGAUUUCUAAACCAUGUCUCUGCCAUUUCGAAAGGACUUUGAUAAGUACAAGAAUAUAAAUGAGGAUGAAAUUCUAAGCAAACUAUCAGAAGAUGAGCUGAAACAGCUGGAGACCGUCCUUGAAGAACUUGAUCCGGAAAAUGCUCUGCUGCCGGCUGGUUUGCGACAGAAGGAUCAAACAACUAAGGAAGCAUCUGGAACAUUUGACCGAGAACACCUCCUGGCUUAUUUACAGAAAGAAGCAUUGGAGCAUCAAGAUAGAGAAGACUGCGUUCCUUUUACUGGAGAGAAGAAAGGUAAAGUGUUUGUUCCCAAGUGCAUGCCUUCAGAGCGCCAGCCCGAGGAGAAGGUGACUCUGGAACCAGAACUGGAAGAAGCUCUUGCCAGCGCUACAGACACUGAGCUUAGUGAUCUCGCAACCGUCCUUGGAGUGCAGCAUUUUUCCAGCCGACCUCAAGGAAACGAAGAAGGAAACCGAGAUGGGACAGAAAGACAUGUUGUCAAAGCCGAGAAGGUGAAGCCCAUGACUGAAGACCCUCCAAACCCCACCAAUGUUGAAGAAAGUUUGCAAAGGAUAAAAGCAAAUGAUCCUUUUCUAUUAAACGUCAAUUUGAACAACAUCAAGAACAUCCCUAUCCCAACUCUCAAGGAAUUUGCAAAGGCUUUGGAGAAGAACACUCACGUGAAGUCGUUCAGCCUCGCAGCCACAAGGAGCAAUGAUCCAGUGGCUAUUGCCUUUGCAGAUAUGCUAAAAAUGAACAAAACCCUGAAGAGCCUCAACGUUGAAACUAACUUCAUAACUGGAAGUGGAAUAAUGGCACUUGUUGAUGCUCUGAAAGAGAACAAGACACUCACAGAGAUCAAAAUUGCCAAUCAGAGACAGCAGCUGGGAACUGCGGUGGAGAUGGAGAUUGCUCAGAUGCUAGAGGAGAACUCUACCGUUCUUAAAUUUGGAUAUCAGUUUACACAACAAGGUCCAAGGACCAGGGUAGCAGCAGCCAUCACCAAGAAUAACGACCUAGUUCGGCUUAAACGAGUUGAAAGAGAACACCAGUAGACUGAUCGAUCGUGGAAUGCCAAGAGAAAAAGCUCUAUACCAGACUGUGAAAAUGCACUAGUGGAAAUGCAGUCAUAACGGACAUUUCUAUUGAUAUUUUUCAAAGACUUUACCAUUGAACACACUGAUGGAGGCUUGGAAGAGAAUAUUAUUGUCUAAACUCUGUGUUGAUUCUUCUCACGUAAAAAAGAAAAAUGUUACAGUUCUCUUGUGUUGUUGUCCAAAGCAUGAGCUUCUGUCAUGUGUAUGAGAAUAAUGUUGCCAAGUAUAAGGUGCUGUAAUAUUAACACAGUGUUUUUUUAAAUUAACAUCUUAUAGAACACGAUUUUAUGCCACAGAUAAACUGAACGUGACAACCACUUUAUAUGUGGAUUUUGUAUUCAACACACAUGUUUCUUAGAAGUAUCAGCUGUGCAUUUUGAUGACCCAGUAAAGCAUAACAUUUCGAGUAUAAUAUGAAAGCAUAAUUCUAACUCAGAAUUGUAGGAACACGGGAACAUCAUAUGCAUUAUACAAAAUAACUUUACUUGUGUUUAUCUCUUAAUAGUUUAAUUAUCCUAUAGAGUAUAUGACAUCACUGGUGUUCUACUCAAUCAAUCUCUCAUCUUUUAUCUGCUUCCUCUUUGAGAUACAAUUAGCAGAUGAAGAUUUUUGAUACCUUUUCAGCACUAUCCAGGCCAGUCCAACACACAUUCCCAAGAGGGAAGGCAUAAAAAAUGGGGAGCAUAAAGAAUCCAGGCAGGGUGUAAGUCCUUGGCACUCUGGAUUUGGAAAUAUAGAGAAGCCACACAACGAAACUUCAGGCAAAAUCAGAGCAGUCCAGUUGCUCAGUUGACGUAGGGUAUGAGGCUGCAAUGUUCUCUAUGUUGGCAAGCAGGUAAAUGCUGAGGCAUCAAGUUCACCAAGUAAGCCCUAUGUUUAGAAACCCUAAUGUUGUCUUCAGCCCUUCCCUAACAAUAGAAAGGUUCGGGGUGGUGGCAGCUGGUGAAUGGUGGCAUUUCAAAGAUGACCUCUUACAAGGUCUACAAGCCUCACUGAAGGAUUCUUAGUUUUUUUCUACUUAUUAUGAAAUACGUUUUUUUUAUCCCUUGAUGUUUAGCCCAUAGAGCCACUAUUUUCUAUAGGGAAUGUAGAAUUAAAACUGGACCUAGAUCAGGUUAUUUUCCUCUUUUGCUCUUUUUAGGAUAACAAUGGAUCCUCAAACAAUUUGUAUAUUUUUUGUUUCUUUUAUUAUAAGCUGAUAUUUAAAUUUGUUUACGAACUAGAAUGCUAGGAGAACCAUUCCAAACAUAUAUGUAGCGAUUGGGUGCAUUUAAUUAACCCCUUAAUGACAAAGCCCGUACAUGUACGGGCUCAAAAUGCAUUGUUUUCAAUGGGUUUAGGGACCGCCCAUUAUCCUUAAGGGGUUAAAUGACAUUUGUUAUUACACACACAGAUUAAUGGUACGUUUAUGCUAGAGAAAUCUAAUUUACCUGCAUGAAAAUAUAUGAAAAAAAUGAUAUGCUUUUUACAAAUGGCAAACUGUUAUGUACUAAUAUGUCAUUAUGUACUAAUAUAUGAAAUGUACUAGCCAAAAUGAAUCCCUUUAUAUCUGAAGGAAUCUUGGUGCUAGGAUUUGAACUUCCAUAUUAAAUGCACUUCUAUACAAAUACACAGACGUUUUAGACUUUUAGAGUAAUGUACUUACACUGCCUAUGGUACACGUAGUGAGAAGAUGUGAACGGCGUUUGGUGCUAUACAAAAUUCACUGAGACAGCUUGUUGAAUAAAAAGUUAUUCUUAA
Spea bombifrons (plains spadefoot toad) is the source of this 2932-nucleotide messenger RNA. Its product is annotated as tropomodulin-2-like. The record is from RefSeq and is a predicted model, not a curated record. The coding region runs from base 107 to 1150 and encodes 347 amino acids. Gene Ontology annotation, cellular component: striated muscle thin filament; myofibril. The transcript is spliced from 10 exons. Lineage: Eukaryota; Metazoa; Chordata; Amphibia; Anura; Pelobatidae. Gene Ontology annotation, biological process: pointed-end actin filament capping; muscle contraction; myofibril assembly. Gene Ontology annotation, molecular function: tropomyosin binding.